AUGGACCCUAUUGGCAGCGCCGCCCGCAACCGGGAUCGGAAAACUCCCUCCGCCGAUCGAUUUCUUGGCAUUUUCACUCAGUCGCAACCGGACAUUGACGUCUCCGUCUCCGUCUCCACCACCGACGAACUCAACGAGGACGACGUCUUUUGGACCGGCGACUUCGCCGAAUCGAACCAUCACUCUUCUCCUUCCUCCUCCACCAAUUCCAACCACCAUCGCCACCAACACAUCAAGAACUUUGGCAUCUUGGCUGCAUUGCCGGAGACCGAGCGAGCAGUGUUCAACCACAAGGCCUCAGUCUCCCCCUCUUCCUCGUCGUCUUCCACCUCAUCGAGUAGAUUAAUUCCGACAAUUCCGAAAAGGCCUCCUUUAGAUCGGCAAAGCUCUUUGAGAUUUCAAUCGGCGCCGGUGAAUGUGCCGGUGACGUCGGAGGCAAUGUUGAGGAAUCGAAGGGUUCGUGAAUUUGACGACAUUGCCGACGACGUUGAUGAUAAUAACGGUGAUAUGUUGCCGCCACACGAGGUGGUUGGGUCGAGGCAAUCGCCGAUGUUGGCUUGUUCGGUGUUGGAGGGCGUUGGGAGGACGCUGAAAGGGAGAGAUAUGCGGCAGGUCCGGAAUGCCAUUUGGCGACAGACAGAAUUGACCAUUGUUCUUCGAGAGGGUGGGAAUGUACCACAUCAGAGCGGGAAAAGGGGUCUUAUUAGUGGUUCAUUUAAGGUCGCUCCUAGAGAAAUGGAUUCCUUACUUGGGAUUGCUUUUGGUGGCUUACAUAAAGGAAGUGGACCCACAGCUCGUGAUAAUAGUGGUGCCUGGCUUUGGAUAGUUCCAAGUGUUAAACUUCAAACCAUUUUUGUCCCUGAGGGAGUGAUUUUAGAUGAGAAUCGCUCUGUUCAGUGGAAUCAAAUGCCUUUUAGAUGGGUCACUGCUGACAAUUUAAGCCAACCAUGCAAUCCUCCAAUGUAUUUGAGCUAA
Ilex paraguariensis (yerba mate) is the source of this 975-nucleotide messenger RNA. NCBI's taxonomy places the organism in Eukaryota, Viridiplantae, Streptophyta, Magnoliopsida, Aquifoliales, Aquifoliaceae. The record is from the annotation of a GenBank genome assembly.